Molecule: messenger RNA, 1895 nt
Organism: Pyrus x bretschneideri (Chinese white pear)
Lineage: Eukaryota; Viridiplantae; Streptophyta; Magnoliopsida; Rosales; Rosaceae
Product: pentatricopeptide repeat-containing protein At3g26540-like
Exons: 2
Coding region: 1-1593 (530 amino acids)
Biological process (GO): RNA modification
Molecular function (GO): protein binding; RNA binding
Source: RefSeq, a predicted model, not a curated record
AUGGGUGGGAGUGGGGUGAAGGUCGGAGACUCGGGACGACGAUCUGGGUUCAACGGCAUAGAAUUUGUAUUAAAUUAUUCAUGGGCGGCAAUUCCAAACGGCAAUUGCAACAACAUAUGCAUGGGCGGCAAUUCUCUGUUAAACCUUCUUCUCUGCGACAAAGGUCAUCUGACAAAACCCUCAAAUCCCGCCACCGCCAAAGCCGUUACCACCACCAUUCUCAACCACCUCGACUCCGGCCGUCUCCGAAAAGCCGUCUCAAUCCUCUUUUAUGCCCCAUUCCCCUUCCAUUUUUCUUUAUACGCUCGACUCUUCCAGCUCUGUUCCUCCACUGGCAGCCGCGCCAUUGUCGAGGCUCGCAAGGUCGAGUCCCAUUUGUUUACUUUCUCCCCCACCCCGCCGGUGUUUCUAGUGAACCGUGCCAUUGAGGCCUUCGCGAAAUGCGGGUCUCUGGGGGAUGCGAGGGAGCUGUUCGAGGAAAUGCCUCAGAGAGACGGGGGGUCUUGGAAUGCUCUGAUAACGGCUUGCUCACAAAGUGGAUCUCCUGAGGAAGCCUUUCGCUUGUUUGUGAAAACGAGUAGGUCAGGUUUUUUGCCGAAUGAGAUUACGUUUGCUAGUGUUCUUGGCUCCUGUGCUGCUGUUUUGGCGCUUUCGCUUUCGAGGCAGGUUCAUGGGCUAAUUGUCAAGUAUGGUUUUGGCGGGAAUGUGGUUAUAGGGAGUUCACUUGUUGACAUAUACGGGAAAUGCGUGAUUAUGGAUGAUGCCCGUAAAAUAUUUGACGAGAUUAAGAACCCGAAUGCCAUUUCAUGGAACAUAAUCGUGAGGCGGUAUCUGGAGAUGGGUGAAGGAGAGGAGGCAAUAGUUAUGUUUUUCCAUAUGUUUAAGGCAGCUGUAAGGCCACUUAAGUUUACCUUUUCUAAUGCUCUUGUUGCUUGUUCGAGUAUUUCUGCACUUGAUGAGGGGAUACAGAUUCAUGGAGUUGCAAUUAAAAUGGGGUUUGAUGACGAUGAGAUUGUUUCAAGCUCCCUUAUCGAUAUGUAUGCCAAGUGUGGGGAUUUAGAGAGUGCCAGUGCAAUUUUUGACCAGCCCAAUUCAAAAGAUGUGAUUUCUUGGACUUCAAUUGUUUCUGGGUAUGCAAUGAGUGGACAGACAUGGAAGGCCAGAGAGCUCUUCGAUGAGAUGCCCGAACGCAAUGUAAUAUCUUGGAAUGCAAUGCUGGCCGGGUAUACUCGUUACUUCCAGUGGGAAGAGGCAGUGGAUUUUAUAUUUUUGAUGCGGAACACAACCAAUAAUAUAGAUCAAGUCACUCUUGGGUUGAUCCUCAAGGUGUGUGCUGGCCUUUCAGAUGUGGAAUUGGGGAAACAGGUGCAUGGAUUCAUAUACCGGCACGGUUUCUCUUCCAGUAUAUUUGUUGGCAAUGGCCUUCUUCACAUGUAUAGUAAAUGUGGGAAAAUGAGAAGUGCCAAAACUGUCUGGUUUCACCAAAUUAGUCACUGGCGGGAUAAAGUUUCUUCAAAUGCUUUGUUGAGUAGCUAUGCUCGUCGUGGCCGGAGUGAACUAGCUAUGACAAUUUUCUGCGAGAUGCAAUGGUAGGAAACACCGGAUUAGUUUACGUUUUCAGUUCUCCAUGCAGCUUGCGCAAAUAUUUUUGCUCUUGAGCAAGGCAAACAAAUACACGGUUUCAUGAUCAGAAAUGGUUACACAAGGGAUACACCCUUUCUCCUCUUUUUUUCCUGUACGCUUCGCUUCUGAUAGCGUUGCAUUAACCGACCUAUCUUGUAACUUAUUACUUAACUGAUGCAGAAACAGGCAAACAAAAAUAGUGAAGGCUUUGCUAGCAGCCAUACUCAAUUAAAUUUCGUGCAUUGAAUUACUGUUUUAUUGAUUUGUUAAAA